CGAGUUUAUCUGCCUGUUUCAGAAACGAGGAAUGCAGAUCAUCGAAUCCCCCCUCCAAUUUCGAUACUUAUCAAAUCUUGUCUCCCACUCCGUCUCCGCCCCCAGAAAAUGGAACCUCGCCAAUCCCACACUUCAUAGGGAAAGCACUGCGCGGUUCCCCUCAGAAGCGAUACGAUAAGCUCCCCGCCGGAUCAACAUGACCAUGGCCCAUGAGCAUGGUGAUGCUGCUCUCCCGAAGAGAUCACACAAACUUCGAUCGCGCCUUGAAAGGUUGGGAAACGAUCGCCUUCUCUCAAGGCAAGUCUGGACCUCCUCCUCACCCAAAUAUCCAAAGGAGCCACCCAACCGGCCCCUGCGUAAUGAUCAAGGACUCUCCAGCUCAUCAUCCAUAGCCGAAUAG
This is a messenger RNA of Podospora bellae-mahoneyi, 400 nucleotides long. RefSeq lists its product as uncharacterized. The transcript has 2 exons. The record is from RefSeq and is a predicted model, not a curated record. NCBI's taxonomy places the organism in Eukaryota, Fungi, Ascomycota, Sordariomycetes, Sordariales, Podosporaceae. The coding region runs from base 197 to 400 and encodes 67 amino acids.